This is a messenger RNA of Schistocerca cancellata (South American locust), 1906 nucleotides long. RefSeq names its product N-alpha-acetyltransferase 40-like. Gene Ontology annotation, molecular function: histone H2A acetyltransferase activity; histone H4 acetyltransferase activity; protein N-terminal-serine acetyltransferase activity. NCBI's taxonomy places the organism in Eukaryota, Metazoa, Arthropoda, Insecta, Orthoptera, Acrididae. Gene Ontology annotation, cellular component: nucleus. Bases 183 to 851 code for a protein of 222 amino acids. The record is from RefSeq and is a predicted model, not a curated record. The transcript has 3 exons.
GGCAAUUUUAUGGCGGGAAUUUAGUGUGCGUUGUGUGGUGAAAAUAGUUCCGCUGUCAAAAGGAGGGAGCGUUGGAUGAAUUGUGUCUUAUCAAGACGAUUGUGUAUAUAAUUGGUUUAGAGACUGAGGGUCCGAAGAGGAAACGUCAAAUUACUUGCCCAGAAAGCAGUUGAUUAUUGACGAUGGGGCGUAAAACAUCAAAAGGAAAGGAAAAAAGGCUGCAGCAGAGAGAGGAAGCUCUUCAGAUAGCUGCUGCCAAAGCUGUAGUUGACAAAGCAAAUGCUCAAGAAGAUCCUCUAGCACCAUUUCCUGCCUUCAGAAAUUUCAGCAAAAAUGGAGUUGAGGCAACACUUUCUUGUGUUAAAAGUGAAAACAUUGACAACGAUACGUGGAAUUGGAUUUUUAAUUUACUGGAGUGCAAUAUGAAACCGUUGUACAACUCUUGCAGUUGGGGUUGGAAUGAGAAAGUAAAGAAAGAAGAACUGACUGAUGAACGAGCAUUAUAUCUUGUAGCAAGGGAUAAGGAGGGCAAAGCAUUAGCAUUCUCGCAUUUCCGAUUCGAUUUAGAUUAUGGGGUAGAAGUUUUGUAUUGCUAUGAAUUGCAGCUGGAAGCCGCGGUUCGGAGAAAAGGUCUGGGGAAAUUUAUGAUGCAGGUAUUGGAACUGAUGGGAUUUUCAGCCAAAAUGAAAAAAGUUGUGCUGACUGUCCUGAAGCAUAACCCAGAUGCAAUGAAUUUCUUCACCGCCCUGAGGUAUUCACUGGAUGAAACCUCUCCAGAAGACAACUUUUAUGAAGAGUUUCCAUAUGUAAUUCUCAGUAAACCAAAUAAGAAGCUACUGUCAUCAGUGUAAUGGAUUGCUGAAAAUUACUGAAAAUAUUGACUAUUGUGUUUAUCACAAAUAUAUUGACAUUUUAUUCAAGUAAUAUUUUAUCAUUAUAUUAUCGCGUCAAAACUGCCUUGAGUUAAAUAAGACUGCCCUUGCAGCAAGUGCCAAACUUUCAAGUUGGGUUGUCUGCAACAAUCCUGGAGAUCAAUCCAUGCCAAGGAUCAGUGUCUGUAAAAUUAACUUUUGGAGAAAGGUCAUGGAAGCUGCUGUAUUAGGAACUCAAUUUCCAUUGCCGACUGAGUGUAGAAUAGUUUCCGAACUGUGUUAACAAAAUCAGUUUGCAUCUGUUUGCUCGCGUUCUGUAGAUCACUUCAAGGAAGACGAUCUUCAAGGGUAUGGAACAAGUCAAAGUAUACAUUAACAAAAACAGAGAGAUCAUAUACAAGGAAUGUUCAGAAAGUAAGUGUACUGUGAGCAUAUCUGGCUGUGGGUGUUAUUUUUUAAGAGUUUGCAAUAAUGCUUGUUAGAAGGGAUGCCUGACCAGAGCGAACAUUGCAGGAACACAGUAGUAUUUAAACUCGUGAAAAAUUUCAGUAACAGAUCCCACCAUGUGCUGUGAUCAGCUCCCUACUCGUGGAAGGAACACCACCUACUGAAUUUUUCCCAAAUCUAAAUGGUUUACAGUGAAAGUGUUGUGAACAGGACAAGGGUGUUUAAUUCUUGUAGGGAAUUUAGUGGAGGCUGAACAAACAGUCAUAAUGAACAGAGGAGUGGAAGACUUUCCAUUUUUAAGGAGUUGGUACAAAAAAUAAAGGAUGCUGUUUGUGAAGACUACUAAUUGUCAGUGGGUGAAAUUUCUGCCAUGUUUCCACAACUCUCCAGAUCUCUUACAUGAGAAACACUGAGAUACUGGAAACUGUGCUCAAGAUGGGUCCCAAAACAGAUGACUAGAGCAGCAUGAGAUAAAUUGGGCAAUCCACCUGCUUUGUUACAAAAUGAAACUUGUGGGGCUCAUUACACGCCACAGACAGAAAGACAGUUAUCACAACAGUGCCACACUAAAUCCACAUCUGCCAAAA